Messenger RNA from Manihot esculenta (cassava), 1502 nucleotides. RefSeq names its product F-box protein FBW2. The record is from RefSeq and is a predicted model, not a curated record. The transcript has 3 exons. NCBI's taxonomy places the organism in Eukaryota, Viridiplantae, Streptophyta, Magnoliopsida, Malpighiales, Euphorbiaceae. Bases 398 to 1366 code for a protein of 322 amino acids. Gene Ontology annotation, molecular function: protein binding.
UGGGUUGUCAGUUGUCACUCUCUCCUCUCUGUUUUUUCUUUUACUGUAAAUAUUCCUUGUUGGUUGUGAGUAUUUAACUCGUACAUUUACGCAUCCAGUGUUUCUCUUUUUCACUCUGUUUUUACUUGUUGGGUUCUUGUUCUGUAUCGCAUUGAUGCUGUUUAGUUGUGUGGGUAGAUGGGGGCUCUACUAAUUUUCUAGCUCUCUCUCUCUCUCUCUCUCUCUUUUUACUCCUCAUCCUCUUCCCCUUCUCUCUGUCUCUGUUUUCUUUUUGCCCUGCGUUUGUGGCGGAUAAACCGGUGAUCUGUUCCACUAUCCAAAUCCCAAAGAAAACCAAGAAAGCCAGUCUUCCAAGGGUGAAAAAAUAUUAGCUCCUCUUUUCUUCCAGGAAGGAUAUAUGGCAGAUGGGAGUGAGUAUCGCUGUUGGGAUGAGCUGAUACCAGAUGCUCUUGGGCUUAUCUUUAGAAAUCUUUCCCUGCAAGAGACAUUGACAGUGGUCCCAAGGGUUUGCAAAUCAUGGAGCAGAGCAGUUUCAGGGCCAUAUUGUUGGCAAGAGAUAGACAUUGAGGAAUGGAGCAAAAGGCGCCAGCCUCAUCACCUUGAUCGCAUGCUACGGUUGUUGAUUACUAGAAGCUGUGGAUCCCUGCGCAAGCUAUCUGUCACUGGAAUUCCAAAUGAUGCCAUUUUCUCAUUUCUCGUUGAGCAUGCUGGAUCCCUUCAGACUUUGCGGAUGCCAAGAAGUGAAAUAAGUGAUUCAAUUGUUGAACAGAUUGCUGGAAGACUUUCAAUGAUCACUUUCUUGGAUGUGAGCUAUUGCAAUAAAAUUGGUGCUCGAGCUUUAGAGGCUAUUGGAAAGCGUUGUAAAUUGCUUUUGGUGCUGUGCCGGAACAUGGAGCUAUCAUCUUCAGCAGAUCAGCUUCCGCUAGAUGAUGAGGCUCAUGCCAUUGCUACCACGAUGCCUAAGCUGAAGCAUUUAGAAAUUGCCUACCAUCUUCUCAUCAGCACAGAAAGUGUGUUGAAAAUCCUUUCAAGCUGCCCUGAGCUUGAGUUCAUGAAUUUGACAGGAUGCUGGGAUGUGAAACUUGACGGGAAUUUCCUCAAAGAGAAGUUCCCAAAAGUGAGAAUAUUAGGGCCUCAUCUCCUGGAGUAUUAUGAUAUGAAUGACUGGGGAGAUUAUUGCUCUGAAUAUUCAGAUGCUUCCGAGUACUUUGCUUGGGAAAUCUUUUCUGGCGAUAUGGGAGAUUAUGAUGAUGAUGAUAGUUUUGAUGAAAUGUGGGAUGACGAGGAAAGGCUGGAGGAGCUUGAGCUCAGGUUCUAUGAAGGCAUUGAGGAUGCUGGAUUAUAUGGUUGGCCUCCAUCUCCAUAGCUACUGUUUCCUUUUUCUUUUUUUCCUUUUGUUCACUUUUCUAUCUCUAGUGCUAAAUGCUUCUACCGGGUACUUUCUUUUAUGCUCUAUGAAUAUAUAAUGUUUCAAUAGGAAUGAAGUUGUAUGCUUUGUGUCA